Molecule: messenger RNA, 1664 nt
Organism: Oncorhynchus tshawytscha (Chinook salmon)
Lineage: Eukaryota; Metazoa; Chordata; Actinopteri; Salmoniformes; Salmonidae
Gene: hhatlb
Product: hedgehog acyltransferase like, b
Exons: 11
Coding region: 285-1631 (448 amino acids)
Biological process (GO): negative regulation of N-terminal protein palmitoylation
Cellular component (GO): endoplasmic reticulum
Molecular function (GO): acyltransferase activity
Source: RefSeq, a predicted model, not a curated record
ACCUUUAAUUGUUGUCCGCUUCCUCCCGGGGAGUCAGUGGUCCCGCGCUACGACCACACCACUGGACCGAUAACAACACUGCAGAUGCACGAGACUGCUUUUUUUCCCCACCUUCAUUUUCCAUUUGGUCUUUUUAUUUAGUUUUAAGGGGGAUUGCAUUUACUUUGUUGACUUGUUUGGGGGUUACAGCUACUUUGCCUCCUCAAGGUCCCUUCUGAGUGGAGGGUGUCUGUCCCUACCCUCCAGGUUCUGAGUGUGUGGGUUCCACCAGCUGAUCGGUCACCAUGGGGAUCAAGGCAGCCCUGCCCAGAUAUGAGCUGUACUUCUAUAACACAGUGGUCUAUCUGGGCUUGUUGUGGGCUGCCAGCUGGAUCUUUGAUGUGUCCAGCUCGAAUGCAAACAGAAAGACGUUCAAGUCCAGCGUGACACCAGGAUGGUACUACUUCGGCAGGAGGAUGGAUACGGCUGACUUUGAGUGGGUGAUGUGGUUCUCUACGUUCCGGGACCACAUCCUCUUCGCCCUGUCUGGUCAUGUGAUCUUCGCUAAGAUCUGCUCCAUGCUGGCUCCACAGCAUAGGAGCCUCAUGUACCUGUGUUACGGUACCCUGGCGGUGCUGGUCACUAUGGGUUGGACCUACACCACUCUGAUCCUGUCCCACUGUGUGCUGCUCUACAGUAUCUCUCUGGUUAAACUGCGCUGGCUCUGCUUCCUAGCUGGACUCACCACCCUGUCCACAUUCAAGAUGGAACCAUUCAUAUCCUGGCAGGCUGGUUUUGUGACGGGGGAUUUUGAGCUCCGUUCCGUCCUGUUCUACGGCGGUUGUGGGUUCACCAUCAUGCGCUGUAUGAGUUUUGCUCUGGAGAACUGUGAGAAGAAAGAAGGAAACUACAGCAUUCUGGAACUCCUCAAGUACAACUUCUACCUGCCCUUCUUCUACUUCGGACCAAUUAUGACCUUCGACAAGUUCUAUGUUCAGGCCAACAAGGCUGACCUGACCCGACAGGAGGGGGCGAUAUGGAACAUAUCUCUGCAGGGACUCAUUCACCUGGGGGCCAUAUUAACAGUGGACAUCCUCUUCCACUUCCUGUACAUCCUGAGCAUCCCUACGGACAUGAAGCUGCUCAAACACAUGUCUGACUGGGCUGUAGUUGGUCUGGCCUACUGUAACCUGGUGUACGACUGGGUGAAGGCAGCUGUGAUGUUUGGGGUGAUCAACACUGUGUCUAGACUGGAUCAUCUGGACCCUCCUCAACCUCCAAAAUGUAUCACAAUGCUCUACGUCUUCUCUGAGACACACUUUGACAGAGGAAUAAAUGACUGGCUGUGCAAGUAUGUGUAUAACUACCUGGGAGGGAAGCAUGACACUGUGUGGGAUGAGGCCAUUGCUACGCUGUGUACUUUUGGCAUCACUGUGCUGUGGCUGGGACCCUGUCAGGUGGUGUUCAUCUGGGCCUUCUUCAACUGCUUCGGACUCAACUUCGAGCUCUGGACUGCCAAGUUCGUCUGCAUGGAACCCUUUGCUUCUCUAGAGAUGGCGAUGUCUCCUGCCAUGUCUCGUAGGAUCAGAGCUCUGUUUAUCAUCUCCCUCUCCCCUCCUCUAGAUGGCGAUGUCUCCUGCCAUGUCUCGUAGGAUCAGAGCUCUGUUUAUCAUCUCCCUCUCCCC